Messenger RNA from Xenia sp. Carnegie-2017, 1031 nucleotides. Its product is annotated as 2Fe-2S ferredoxin-like. Gene Ontology annotation, molecular function: 2 iron, 2 sulfur cluster binding. NCBI's taxonomy places the organism in Eukaryota, Metazoa, Cnidaria, Anthozoa, Malacalcyonacea, Xeniidae. The transcript has 5 exons. Gene Ontology annotation, biological process: positive regulation of oxidoreductase activity; P450-containing electron transport chain. The record is from RefSeq and is a predicted model, not a curated record. Gene Ontology annotation, cellular component: mitochondrion. Bases 282 to 788 code for a protein of 168 amino acids.
AAAUUUCUUGCAAAUAUAAACAACUUUAAUACAAGUAGUUCUGCCAAACUCUUAUUAAACGUAAAUUGUUGUACAUGAAAUCAGUAUGUUGUGUACAUGUACUCUCGUCUAAUUUUUAUACCAACAACCUGCGAUAAGGUGAAAUGACUGGAAAUUUUUGUCUUUGACAAACUGCUACCGUUGGCCACUAAGGGAUGUAAGGGUGAUUCCUAAUUGCUGUAGUUUCUGACAACAUUAAUCCAAUUACAUGAAACAGCUGUGUUCGAUUAUUUUUAUCCAAAAUGGCCCAAACAAAAAGAUUAGCAUCAGUUGUGAUUCAUACACUUUCUAAGAAGAUAAUUCAUAUCACUCGACCACCUGAAUGUCCAAGUAUUUUUACAUACUGGAGAUCUGUUGGGCUUAUGUUGGAUAGGCAAUUUAGCUCAUAUAAUGUGCAACUAAAGGCAGAAACUGUUACUAUAACGUAUGAGGAUCGCGAUGGUGAUAUGCAAAGUGUGAAUGCCAAAUGUGGUGAUACACUACUGGAUGUAGCAAAGAAUAACGAUAUUGAUUUAGAGGGGGCCUGUGAAGGGACAUUGAGCUGUUCAACCUGUCAUGUUGUGUUUGAGAGCAGAGAUUUUGAAAAUUUAGGCCUCCCAGAACCUGAAGAUGAAGAGUUGGACAUGUUGGACUUAGCCUAUGGUCUCACUCCUACCUCAAGACUAGGAUGUCAGAUUGUGGUUACGGAAAAGUUUAAUGGAAUCAAAUUGAAAAUACCUGCACCUACAAAUGAUGCCAGAGAUAUAUAGCAACUCAGUUUUGAUGAGAACAUAACACAAUGUCUUCAUCAAUUUAUUGUUGAUCAAGUCAAACAAUUAAUUUCAUUUAUUAUAUCUAAAUAUUUGAUAAGAUAUUCUAUUUAGAUGCCUGUAUGUGUGGGGCUUUCUUCUCAUUACUUGUCCCUAAAACAUCCUUUUGUACUUCCUCAAUGCUAAUGUUUUUGGCUUUUAAUGCUUUCUGAAAUACAAAGACAAUGGUUUGAAUGAGGUAAA